Messenger RNA from Salvia hispanica, 982 nucleotides. Its product is annotated as stress-related protein-like. The record is from RefSeq and is a predicted model, not a curated record. Lineage: Eukaryota; Viridiplantae; Streptophyta; Magnoliopsida; Lamiales; Lamiaceae.
AGAAAACCCUCCUUAUAAAUUGCGAAAACAUCGUCAACCUCUUCACUCCACUCCCCCAUCUCGCUAAUCGCUCUUUUAAAUCUCACUUUUUUUUUUCUAAUUUAUUUUCUCAAUUCAAUGGCGGAAUCGGAAGCCACUCCGCUGCCCUCCGAUCAACUUGUUUUGGAAAAUGAGGAGAAGAAGCUGAAAUAUCUGGAUUUCGUGCAAGUGGCGGCGGUGUACAUCGUGGUAUGCUUCUCGACGCUCUACGAAUAUGCCAAGGAGAAUUCCGGUCCGUUGCGGCCCGGAGUUCAGACCGUUGAAGGAACCGUCAGAACCGUCAUCGGACCGGUCUACGAGAAAUUCCAUAAUGUUCCCUCCGACCUCCUCAACUUCAUCGAUCGCAAGGUGGAUGAGUCCCUGAUUGAGUUGGACCAUCACGUGCCGGCUCUACUAAAGCAGCUCACAAGCCGAGCUUGGGCCGCGGCCCAGGGGCUGGCAUCAGAGGUACAGCGAGACGGCUUAGCCGAUACGGCUUCAAACAUGGCUAAGAACGCAUGUGCAGAGUAUGGGCCCACAGCCAAGGCGCUCUAUGCUGACUACGAGCCCAUGGCGGAACAGUACGCUGUGGCUGUUUGGCGUGCACUGAACGACCUCCCGCUGUUCGCUCAAGUGGCGCACAUCAUGGUCCCGACGGCCGCACAUUGGGCCGAGAAGUACAAUCAGGGAGUGUCGGAUGCGGAGGAGAAGGGCUACGCGCUGUCGCGCUACUUUCCAAUGAUCCCCGUCGAGAGGAUCGCCAAAAUGUUCGGGGCUGAGACCGAGCCGGAUGUUUCCAACAACGUUGGAUACGUCACCGUUUCUUAGUAGUCUUCGUGUCUUGUUUGGAUGGAUUGUAGUAAUUUUUGUGUUUCGAUUGCAUGAUCAUCCAAUGCUUCCAUGUAUUGUUUUGAGAUUUGGAUUGAAUUUAAAUAUCUCUAAUUGAGUCUAUCUUGUUGCCUUA